This is a messenger RNA of Trichophyton verrucosum HKI 0517, 1608 nucleotides long. RefSeq lists its product as uncharacterized. Lineage: Eukaryota; Fungi; Ascomycota; Eurotiomycetes; Onygenales; Arthrodermataceae. The coding region runs from base 1 to 1608 and encodes 535 amino acids. Gene Ontology annotation, biological process: transmembrane transport. Gene Ontology annotation, molecular function: transmembrane transporter activity. The record is from RefSeq and is a predicted model, not a curated record. The transcript has 4 exons.
AUGAACGUUGACAGACACGCCGCAGAGGUCAGCAAGACAUUGAGAUACCUAUUAUUCUACACAAGUGCAGGAUGGCAAACAAAAGAGAGCCAGGCAAGGGGCGCGACUAUGCCGGGAUUCGAUGGCAGCUCGUUAUUCUCGAGGACAGGCCUUUUCAGGUUCAGCGAGGCCCUGGCAUGGACGACCAUAUUCCCUUAUGCGUUUACCAUGAUGAAGUCCUUUCUCCCCGCGGACGGUAACCAGGCAGCGCGGGCAGCUGUCCUGGCAUCCAGCACCGUCUCACUCUUCACGUUUGGCGAGUUCUUGACCGGAGUCCCCUGGGCCAAAGUCAGUGACCGGAUAGGACGGAAGAGGACGCUGAUGAUAGGAGUGGUCUGCGGUGCUGCUUCAGCUCUGGCGUUUGGGCUGUCAAAGAGCCUGGGGGUUGCUCUGGUAGCUCGAGCAUUUGGCGGCUUGACAAAUCCAAACGUUGGAGUCGUUUCAUCCUGCGUUGGAGAAUUGGUCAGGGACAAGAAGGACCAAGGGCCAGUCAUUGGUGGCUGGCUGGCUGAGCCCACAAAGACAAUACCGUCAGUCUUCCCUGAAGGAAGCAUAUGGGAGAAAUUCCCCUAUCUGUUACCAAAUUUGAUCGUGACCCUGUUUAUAGCCACCAGUGGAUCGUUGGGAUUUUUCUUCCUUGAAGAAACACAUCCUCAUCUCCAGAAUAGCCGCAAUGUGGGAUUGGAGAUGUCCCAAUGGCUCUGCCGAAAGACAAUGAAGUUGUUUGGCUACUCGGAUACUCAAUAUGCCGUGUUAUCUUCUAACGGAGACGACAAUAUCCCACUUCACUGCACGGAAGAUGUCGAGUUCACAGCUAUAAACGAGAGCAGUUCUAAUGAUGCAGACAAAGAUUCAAACAUGGAGACCAAGUCACCUGUAAAGUCUGCAUACUCGGUACAGGUCAUCCUUCAGAUUUUAGCAGCGUCGAUUUUAGGUUUUCACAAAGUUUCUUCAGACGUGAUUAUCCCAAUUUUCCUGGCUCAUAAUAAAGAACCAACAUCAGACAAGGAAGAGUCCAAAUUUUUGAACUUCACCACCGGCUUUGGCAUGAGCUCUCCAAAGAUCAGCAACGUUCUCCUCUCUCAGGCUGUAGUAGCCAUCCUGGCCCAGAUUUUUAUUGUGCCAAAAUUGAUUGCUUGCCUAGGACCUUUGAAAGUCUUCCGUUGGGCUGUGUUUGCAUUUCCAUGCUUAUACUGUCUCACACCAUUUGCUUCUCGUUUUAUCAGCCCGCUGUCGACAAUCUUGAUUCUAGUGGACCUUUGGGUUAAAGCUAUUCUGGUAAAUCUGGGCUAUACCGCUUCCAGUAUUCUCCAAAUAAAGCAAGUCUUUGGCCCAUCCGCUAACAUGGAUAGGUUAACCAAUACAUCACCAUCGCCUCUACAUCUUGCCACAGUCAAUGGCGCUGCUGCUUCAAUGGGAUGUCUAGCAAGAUCAGUGGGUGCUGCUGUGUCAGGAUCUAUGUUCCAUCUUGGGCUCCAACACCAUGCUAUAGGUUUGCCAUUCUGGGCUUUGGCGGUAAUCGCAACUGUUGGAAGCAUCCUCUCCCGGUUUUUGAGGGACGAGCCAUAG